UACUUAAAAGUACCUAUUGUCAAGUUUAAUACCUUGUAUAUUUUUUUGUCUUAUUGUAACUGGACUAGAAAUAACUUGAAACCGUUAUGGUUCUCUCAGUGCGAACGUUAAUUUUCUCUUUCUUUCUAACAUGCACAACUUUACCAUUUGAGGGUGAUAAAAACAUUGUUCCAACCACUAAAGAGUGUGGGGUCUGCAUUAAAGUAAAUUGCGAAUAUGCAAAAGAAGUUUUAAAAGAAACGAUAAAUCCGGAAUUUUCUAGUUUUAAAGAAAACACUGUUAUAGUUUGUUGUCCUGUUAAUCAACGAGUAAUGACCAAGAGUUUUGGAAGAAAAACUCGGCAAUAUUGUUUAAGCAAGUACGAACAUAAACGGCAAGAAUUGCCUUCGAACAUGGCGCCUAGGCGGCGUUUGAUAGAAUUAGGAAAAAAAGCAAAAGCGAAGGAAUUCCCUCACAUGGCAGCAAUCGGUUAUGGUGACAAUAAUAAAAACAUCGUUUGGUUAUGUGGCGGAACUUUGAUAAGCCAACAAUUUAUUCUAACAGCAGCUCAUUGUCUCUUCUCGAAAGACUUCGGACCAGCCACUUGGGUGCGUUUAGGUGACUUGGACCUCAAAAACGAGACUGACGAUGCUCAUCGCCUCGAUCUUCAAAUUAUAAACACUUUUGCCCAUCCGAAAUACAAGUCCAGUUCUCACUACCACGACAUUGCUUUAAUCGAAGUAGAAUCAAGGGUUUUUUUUGAAGGGUAUUCCGAUCCUGCAUGUUUACAAACUGAAAUUUCUAUUCCUGCAACACUUGAGGCMAUUGGAUGGGGCAAAGUCGAAUAUUUGGGUGAGCAAAGUAGCCACCUUUUGAAAGUCGGUUUGAAAGAAGUGGGUUAUCAAAAGUGUGCAAAACGAUAUUCAACUGUGUCWAAAAGAAAACUGAAAGAUGGUAUUGUGGAUGAGCUGCAGUUAUGUGCAGGAGAUGCUAGGGGAGGAGAUACUUGUCCGGGUGAUUCGGGAGGGCCACUCCAUUAUUUAGUCAGUGAAACAGAACAAAUCAAAAAACACUUUGUUGUAGUUGGUAUUACCUCGUUUGGUAAAGGAUGUGGGGGAGAAAACAGCAUUGGGGUCUAUACCCGAGUGUCGGCGUACAUUGACUGGAUUGAGAGUAUUGUCUGGCCAAACUAAAAACUUUUCAUUUUUCUGUAUUUUUACAAACUAAAUUAAAAAAGAUAAAUUUUGUUUUUUUUAA
Molecule: messenger RNA, 1236 nt
Organism: Tribolium madens (black flour beetle)
Lineage: Eukaryota; Metazoa; Arthropoda; Insecta; Coleoptera; Tenebrionidae
Product: serine protease snake-like
Exons: 6
Coding region: 87-1172 (361 amino acids)
Biological process (GO): proteolysis
Molecular function (GO): serine-type endopeptidase activity
Source: RefSeq, a predicted model, not a curated record